GGCAGUACAGAAAAUAAAUUGCAGGUUUUUUUUCUUUACUACUUACUAAACAUGGCUGCGCCCUUGGUACUCAGACGGGAAUUAUUCUCUUUAGCUAAAAUAUUAGGUGGAAUUUCACAGUUGGGACCGAGAGGUUUGCGAGCUUGUUCCAAUUACAAGAAUUGCAGUCAAACUCGGUUCAAAUUGCUACAGAGACCCAACACUUUCUUCCACACAGCCGCAUAUUUAUCUUCAACUCGUUUUACAAUCACUGUCACAGACGAGCCCGACACUCUCUUCCAGAAGGUGGUUGUUCUGGUCAAGGCUCAUGACAGAGCUGUGCUGGACAGCUAUGAGUUCUUUGCCACGAUGGCAGCCAAAGAGCUGGGCAUCACUAUGGGCAAAGUUUUUGAGCCACCCAAGGAUAUAGAGAGACUGACGCUACUGAAGUCAGUGCACAUCUACAAGAAGCACAGGGUUCAGUAUGAGAUGAGGACACACUACCGUUGUAUUGAGCUACUGCAUGUUACAGGCUGCACAGCACAAGUGUACCUUGAAUACAUCCAGAGGAAUCUCCCGGAGGGUGUAGCCAUGGAGGUGACAAAGACUGCUGUGGAGAAGAUUCCAGAUCAUAUUCUUGAACCCAUGUGGAAAGAUCAACCUAUUGAUGACAAACCCAGUAAAUAGGUCAUCUAAUGCAUUUUCUUUACUGGAAAAAGUGUACCCGUUUGUACACAGGUAAACAUAGCAGAUUACUGAACUUUACCUUCCUAUUUUGUAUCCACUUAUUAAUGUGUUAAACACGUUAUGUUCAGUUCAUUUUUGUGUGUAAACAUUCAUUUCUAAGUAAAAUUUUGAAUCAAAUCUUA
Xiphophorus couchianus (Monterrey platyfish) is the source of this 848-nucleotide messenger RNA. RefSeq names its product mitochondrial ribosomal protein S10 (gene mrps10). Gene Ontology annotation, cellular component: ribosome; mitochondrial small ribosomal subunit; mitochondrion. Lineage: Eukaryota; Metazoa; Chordata; Actinopteri; Cyprinodontiformes; Poeciliidae. Gene Ontology annotation, biological process: translation. Bases 52 to 666 code for a protein of 204 amino acids. Gene Ontology annotation, molecular function: structural constituent of ribosome. The transcript has 7 exons. The record is from RefSeq and is a predicted model, not a curated record.